AUGCUGUCGGAUGUUCAACGUUUAGUCAAUAGUAAGAAACUCGACUACAACAAAAUGUUUCGACCCAUCCUGAAUCAGUCAAACGCAAUUAAUAUAUACACUGGGCUUGAUUUGGUAUCAAUCCAGGAAUUCAAUGAAGUCGAAGAAAAGAUAUCAUACACCGGUCUGUUGUAUUUGUAUUGGAGGGAUGAGCUUUUUACUUGGAAUCCCUCUGAAUACGGUGAUUUAAAGGACUUCUAUAUCGGGGUGAACGAAAUAUGGGUUCCACAAUUGAUGAACGUAAACGCCGUUAAGGAAAUAGAUAAGCUGUCUCAGGACUGGCAUUCUGUACAGGCUCAAAGCAACGGAUUCAUGCUUUACAUAAUUGCUGAUAUUUUUACCUCAUCGUGUGCGUUUGACGUCACCUAUUACCCCUGGGAUGAACAAGUGUGUAGUUUUCAUUUCAUGCCAUCAAGUUAUGGGCCAGGCAAAAUUAAACUGUUGCCCUAUUAUAAGGUUGUAUUCCAGACGUAUUAUCUUCCGAGUGGGUCAUGGGACCUUGUCGAUACAAAGGCGGAGGCAGAUGGUUUAAGUGUCGUCUUUAAAAUCACCAUCCGAAGAAAACCAAUGUUCGUCAUUGUCAAUGUUAUACUACCACUGAUGUUCCUGUCAGUCUUAAACAUUUUUGUAUUCCUCAUUCCAACGGAGACUGGUGAACGCAUAUCGUAUUGCUUGACCGUGUUGUUAGCGAUCGCUGUGUUUCUGACUCUUGUUGGAGAUUCAUUGCCGAAAAACGCCGAGCCCAUGUCGUACUACAGUUUCUACCUACUAUCCGUUCUAGUUGUCAGUGCCACAAUAACAAUCUUUACGAUACUUAACCUGCGGCUGUAUUACGCAGAUGAGGAAAAUGAAGUGGGCACAUUCUGGAGAAUAUUUGCAAAACUUAUCAGAUGCAAAUGCCGACAGUCAAAGAAAAACGCCAAGAGUGACAGGUACAUACACCGACAACACAACAGGGAUAUCAUUGGAGGUUUAAAUCAAGCCAGGGAAGAGGACAAGGGGGAUGACAAAGUCAACAAUCGGACUUUCACUGGUAACUCCGGCAAUCGUCCAUAUAUUGUUCACAGUGCAGGAUUUAUAUUAAAUAAACAUGAUCACAAUACGGAAAAUGCUGAAGAAUUCAGGAAACGUGACGAGGAACAUCUAGAGGACACCGAUAUGGCACCGAAAACAACAUGGAAAGAGAUCAGUGUUGCUUUGGACCCCUGGCUCUUCUUUCUCUUUCUGGUUGUAUUUGUUGUAGAUACAAUCGUAUUUCUGGCAAUAAUAUACACGGGGGAUAACAAGUGA
Mya arenaria is the source of this 1329-nucleotide messenger RNA. Its product is annotated as acetylcholine receptor subunit beta-type unc-29-like. Gene Ontology annotation, cellular component: synapse; neuron projection; membrane. The transcript has a single exon. NCBI's taxonomy places the organism in Eukaryota, Metazoa, Mollusca, Bivalvia, Myida, Myidae. Gene Ontology annotation, molecular function: extracellular ligand-gated monoatomic ion channel activity; neurotransmitter receptor activity; transmembrane signaling receptor activity. The record is from RefSeq and is a predicted model, not a curated record. Gene Ontology annotation, biological process: chemical synaptic transmission; signal transduction; nervous system process. Bases 1 to 1329 code for a protein of 442 amino acids.